Molecule: messenger RNA, 474 nt
Organism: Echinococcus granulosus
Lineage: Eukaryota; Metazoa; Platyhelminthes; Cestoda; Cyclophyllidea; Taeniidae
Exons: 5
Coding region: 1-474 (157 amino acids)
Source: RefSeq, a predicted model, not a curated record
AUGCGAAGUGGAUUGGAGGAGGGUGAAUUGUGCUUCCCAUCACGCAUAUCUACGGCAAACGAAGGAGCACUGGAGAUGAAAGUAAUUAAUCAAUGCAUCAUGCUAAAAUGUGUGGAUUUCAGUGAUUUGCUAGAAAGAGUAUGCGGCAACAGCUUGUCUUUCCAAAGCAAAAAGUUGGCGCGACUUUGCUUUUUCCGACAAUUUUCUUUUGUACCCAUUGGUAUUUUAAAUCACCCACUAUUUGGUAACGGUUUUACAAGGGCAAGAGACCUUGAGCACACGCGAGAGAACGAUGUUUAUGGAAAAUGCGAAGUGGGGAGUGCAUUACAACAAACCAAAGCAAGUGCAGACGCGGGCGGUGAUAUGAAGUUGGCGCGACUUUGCUUUUUCCGACAAUUUUCUUUUGUACCCAUUGGUAUUUUAAAUCACCCACUAUUUGGUGAUGCACUUUCAAUUUUCAAAUGCAAUAGGUAA